This is a messenger RNA of Sparassis crispa, 375 nucleotides long. RefSeq names its product Protein mmf2, mitochondrial. Gene Ontology annotation, cellular component: cytosol; mitochondrion. The coding region runs from base 1 to 375 and encodes 124 amino acids. Gene Ontology annotation, molecular function: deaminase activity. The transcript is spliced from 4 exons. The record is from RefSeq and is a predicted model, not a curated record. NCBI's taxonomy places the organism in Eukaryota, Fungi, Basidiomycota, Agaricomycetes, Polyporales, Sparassidaceae.
AUGAAGACGAUCCUGAACGCCCCGGAUGCUGUUCCCCCUCUUCCUGCGUUUUCUCAUGCGACUGUCUGUAAUGGGAUGGUUUAUGUCUCCGGUAGCAUCGGCUGUGACAAGAGUUAUAAGAUCGUAGGGGACAUCAAAGAACAAACUCGCGCGUCCGUUGAGAACUUACGGAAGGUCCUCCAAGCUGCGGGAAGCGAUCUUGAACACAUAGUGAAAGCCAACGUCUACCUGACCAAUAUGAACGACUUUCCUCUCAUGAGCGAGGCCUAUUUGGAGUACUUCCCUGGAAAGCCGCCUGCGCGUACGUGCAUCGGCGUUGCUGCACUUCCACUUGGUGCAUCGGUUGAAAUUGAAUGUAUUGCUGAGAAGCCGUGA